AUGGACAUCAACUCGCUGCUGUCGCCGUCGGACUCGCCUGCGGGCACCCCUACUCCACAACCCGCGCCCUCUGCCCCGUCACCAUCAUUGAUACGCUCUCCGGGCAAGCGUGCGCGACGCCAGAUACCGUCGCGAACCCCAUCAGGCCUGAGCCAGCAGGUCAUGUCUUCGUCUUCCCCGCAGCCACACUCGGCUAUACAGCAACGAGUGCCUUCGCCGGGAUACGCCCAGAUUGCAAAUGGCGCAAGGACGAUGCACACGACAAUCAACACGGCGCAACAGGCAGCUUCGCCUCGUGAUGCGCGUAUGACUCCGCCGAAUGCGACGUAUCGGCAGGCGUCCACACCCGGCAUGGAUACACUCGCAGAUCUUGCUAGCAUGCAGCAGCAGCAAGCUGCGCGCCAGAGCUCUGUAGUCCAUCAGCGACCUGUCACUCUCCAACACCUCGGACAAAACCUCUCUGGCGAGUCAGUAGCCAGCAUCAUGACAGAAGCCUCGCCGCGACCGCGGAACUUUGUGACAAGGUCGCUCGAUCAGCAACACAUUGAUUGGCUUAAUCAGCUGGAUCAAACCCUGCUGGAGAAUCCAUUCGACUAUUACAGCCACGUCUCACUCGUCACUACACUACACCAGGGUCUGCAAACUCACCUGGCCUCGUUUGAUGCCGAUCCGAAUUCAUAUGAAUUGGUUCAGCCAUUGCGCGAUGCCUACAAGACCAUGUCCGACAAGUACCCAUUGGGUGAGUUGCUGUGGCACUACCGGCUGAAUGACGAGAAGACCCUGGCGAGAAAUGUGGAAGAGCGCAUGGGCGUGCUAGAGCUGCACAAGCAGGCGACCCAAGAUGAGCCCUAUAGCGCCAAGUUGUGGGCAGCGUACGGCGAAUACGUCAGCUACCUAGUCGCUUGCUCAUGGGAGCAGAUACCUCCAGAGGAAUGGCCUGAAGAAGAGAGGCUCAUUGGUCGAGAGCUCUUCCAGCCUCAGCUGCUGUUAGACGUGUUGCAACAGGGCGCUGAGAGGGUCAAGUACAACCUCCAAGAGAGCAAUCUCGUGUGGGAUCGCUACUUGCAAGUUCUGGAAGAGGAUCUAGAGCGAGGAGGGUUCAGUCAAGAGAAGGCAAUGAGAGUGGCCGCCAUCUACAACGAGCGGUUAGGCCAGCCACACGCAACAUGGGCAAAUACUUUGUCAAGAUAUGCCUCGUUCAACUCCCGGUACAGCAAGGGCCCUUCCGACCAGGUCAUGGAAGAAGCAGUGCAGAAGAAUACACAUAUCAAGCAACAAUACGCCAAUCGCGAAGAGUACGAGUUCAAGGUUCUCCAAGCUUUCCAAGCAGGCGACCAAGCAGCCGAAUACAACGCCGUGACCCGGUACCUCAAGUGGGAGAAGAGGACUAUGGGUGUGUAUAGCUUUCAUCUCGUCAAUGCGCUGUAUGAGCGAGCGACGCUUCGUUUCCCUGUUGACGCGUCAAUAUGGGAAGACCAUGUCGAGUUUCUCAUCUGGCAAGACAACCGGUCCGUAGACUUACUCAAUGUUCUGGAGCGUGCGACGCGCCACUGCCCUUGGUCAGGUUCACUGUGGUCUCACCGCAUUCUCACCCUCGAAGCGGAGAACAAGCCGUUUGAGGAUCUCGAGCUCGUCAAACACACAGCCACUGGAUCUGGUCUCUUGGAACACACCGACUUGGAUGAGCUCAUCAAAGUGCAGCUCGCCUGGUGUGGCUAUCUGCGGCGGAGAGCCUUUGAUGAUCCUAGAGCGACCGAGGACGACGUUGAUGUUGCGGAAGUCGGUAUUCGGUCUGCUUUGGAGUUCGUUAGAGAGGUUGGCAUGAAGAAGCAUGGCAGGGAGUGGACGGACCCCAAGUAUCGCCUUGAGCGCACGCAUAUGAAGUUUUGGCUUCAACGCGGAGACAUUGACCAAGCUCGGCGGAUUCAGGAGUCUGUGGUACAAUACCAAGAAGACUCAUAUGACUUCUGGUAUCGCUGCUACAUCUUCGAGAUGCUUCUUUGGGCGCCGAAUUCGACAAGAACCAAGCAGAAUGCCGGCCAAGAGCUGCGCCCACCGACCCAGGCCACAGCAGUGCUGGAACGGGCUAUGAAGCGCUUACAGACGAUCGACGAACCCGAGCUGCUCAUCGACAUGUACGUCAGUCAUUGCGAACAACACGAGUCAGCCUUGAAAGUCCGAAGCGCCGCAAUCGAGCGACGACGAGCUGAGCGUAUUGUCUCGGUUCGAAGAGAGAAGGAACGUGCAAGCGCAGCUGCUUCUGCCCCGCCACAAGACACGCCGGAAAGUCAGGUAGCGGAAGGCUCUUCUAAGCGGAAGCGAGAAGAUGGCGACGAUGAGAUGACCUUGAAAAAGAGCAAACAUGUAGACAGUGAGAGCACUAGCGCCGUAGCCAACGGCCAAGAGAGGAUUACGAGUGAGGCGCCGUCGGAGGCUCGCUCGACAGAGCCUAAGAGAGAUCGCGAACACACCUCGAUCAUCGUGAAGAAAUUACCUGCGGGCACGACACAGACACGGAUACGCCAGUUCUUCACCGAUGCGGGUACUGUCAAGAACCUCACUUUGAAAGAAGAGAAGGACAGCUUGACGGCCAUUGUGGAGUUUGAAUCACCUGAAGAAGCUAAAUAUGCUUUGACGAAAGAGGCGAAGGGGUUCGAGGGUCACCCCAUCUCCAUCGAACUCGGCCAAAGCACUACAGUCUACGUUACCAACUAUCCUGCGCAUGCUGAUGAAGCGUGGCUACGAAAGCUCUACAGUCCGUUCGGAGAGAUUGUCGGCAUUCGGUUCCCGUCUCUCAAAUUUGAUGCCCACCGUCGGUUCUGCUACGUGCAGUUCGCUUCAAACAGUGAAGCGAUUGCAGCAACGCAGCUUGACGGUACUGACGUUGAAGGCAUGAAGCUCAUCUCGAAGAUCUCUGAUCCCAACGCGAAAAAGAAGCGCGACGGCGCUACUGCUGAAGGUCGUGAGGUCUACAUAUGGCAUCUCAACUUCAAGACCAAAGAACGCGAAGUCAAGGAGGUUUUCGCAAAGUUUGGUAGGAUCGAGAGAACAAAGCUACCGAUCAUCAAGUCUACAGGUAACAACCGAGGCUUCUGCUACGUCGUCUAUGAAGCGAAAGAGAGUGCUGAUGCUGCUGUGGCGGAAAUGCAUGGGAAGGAGCUGUGGGGUCUCAAACUCAUGGUUGAGAUUGCGACGGACCGUCCCGCGACUAAACCAAAGAUCCAGUCAACCUUGGAAAACCCAGAAAUUUCUGCACCACGCGAGGCGACCCCUGGAGAAAGCGACCCCGUUACAGACGCCAACAUCAAGCCGGCGUCGUUCUUGGACCGCUCCAUUGCUAUCCUCAACCUACCCGAUACCGUUCCUGAUGCGCGUAUCAAGCCGCUCGUUGAACAGUAUGAUUUCAAGAGGAUCAAGCUGGAGCCGCAGCACGGUGGAGCCAUCAUCGAGUUCACGACUGUCGAGGGAGCUGGCAAAGCGCAGUUUGCACUUUCAGGAAAGGACUUUGAAGGAAGGAAACUCCGUAUUGGAACGGUCCAUGACCUCAACAAGCAAAAAGGGGAGUGGAAGCCGAGCAACAGCUUCAUGCAGCCACGCAUCAACCGGCCUACAGCUGCUCGCGGCGGACGAGGAAGAGGAAAGCCGGGUCUUGGUCGCCCAAUGAUACCGAAAGGAGCUGUGAAGACCAACGGCGAGGUCAAAAGUAACGCAGACUUCCGUGCGCAGUUCCUGAAGGCGCCCGCAAAGGACUCGGCCAAAGAGGAUGACAAGAUGGAAGAGUAA
Pyrenophora tritici-repentis Pt-1C-BFP is the source of this 3783-nucleotide messenger RNA. RefSeq names its product RNA-binding protein (RRM domain). Gene Ontology annotation, molecular function: mRNA binding; protein binding. Lineage: Eukaryota; Fungi; Ascomycota; Dothideomycetes; Pleosporales; Pleosporaceae. The record is from RefSeq and is a predicted model, not a curated record. Gene Ontology annotation, cellular component: cytoplasm; nucleus.